AUGCUUAUAAAUGACGAAAUUGGCGAGUUGAACGUGUCAGCAACGAAAUCGCGGUUGGGCGAAAUGUACUCGUUUAUGGUCCCGUACCCCGAUCCAGAGGGAUCCAAUUGGCCGGUCCUGACUGAUAGAAUCACUCUAAGAGUGGCUGAGAGCGUUCUUCCUAGCACAGGAAUUGUGACUUCGUCAAGCACAUCAAAAGAAGAGAAUGAACUUCUUUUGAAAAGUCUGCGAGACUCAGCUGCAGCCCGAAUCGCUCAGGAAACUGAUUUAGCUCAGAAGAAGGCUGGCCAAGAAGGAUCGAGCUCGGCUGGUCCUAUUCCGUCUUCUGUGGAAGAAGAUAGAAUAAUUAAGUCUUUGGUGGACCAGAAUACGGAGGAAUUGAAGUUUACUGAGCUGGAUCUACGUAAGACAUGGAAGACUGGGGCUACAGGACGAGAUGUCACUCUCAAUUCGUUUGAUAAGAGCUGGUAUUUGAAUAAUACGGUUAAAGUGUUUGGCGAUUUAUUAGGAGAACUACAACUUUCCUACGUGCUUAUGGUUAUUUUUGCCAACUUUUCAGGGGCUCAGCAAUGGAAAAAGAUUACUGAGCUUGUUCUUCGCUGUCGCUCGGACGUGGCCGUGCACCCUCAACGGUAUAUUGAAUUCUUCAAUAUUGUAUAUCACCAGAUCAAAGCGUGUCCUGUAGAAUAUAUUGACGAGUUUCUCGAGAAGUCGUUUCUACAGAAGUCGUUUGGCCAUUUCCGCAGGCUGCUUGUAUCAAGUGGAACGUCCCAAUUGGAACCUGCUCUCAAGAUCGCUCCACAAGUGAAAGCUGCUGCCGACCGGGUGUUUGACACAUUACGAGUGUCGGGUGUUCCUAUUCCGUUUCUUCGUGAGGGUGAUGAAGUUGACAGUGAAGACGAGGAUGACGAGGAUAAGCCUGUGGUGGUAGGCUAG
Sugiyamaella lignohabitans is the source of this 936-nucleotide messenger RNA. RefSeq lists its product as uncharacterized. The record is from RefSeq and is a predicted model, not a curated record. Bases 1 to 936 code for a protein of 311 amino acids. Lineage: Eukaryota; Fungi; Ascomycota; Dipodascomycetes; Dipodascales; Trichomonascaceae. The transcript has a single exon. Gene Ontology annotation, biological process: spliceosomal tri-snRNP complex assembly.